Messenger RNA from Yarrowia lipolytica CLIB122, 1347 nucleotides. RefSeq lists its product as uncharacterized. Lineage: Eukaryota; Fungi; Ascomycota; Dipodascomycetes; Dipodascales. Gene Ontology annotation, cellular component: cytoplasm; carbamoyl-phosphate synthase complex. Gene Ontology annotation, biological process: L-arginine biosynthetic process; 'de novo' pyrimidine nucleobase biosynthetic process; L-glutamine metabolic process. Gene Ontology annotation, molecular function: carbamoyl-phosphate synthase (glutamine-hydrolyzing) activity. The record is from RefSeq and is a predicted model, not a curated record.
AUGUUCAAGAACAUUGCUCGAUUGGCCUCCAUGGCCCGAUCGGCCCCUCGAACCACCGCGUCCUUCCAGACCCGAUUCAUGGCCACUACCGCCUCCGGCACUGCCUCUGCCUCUGCCACCCCGGCCACCUUCACUCUGCAGAACGGCCCCGUCUUCACCGGCCGAUCUUUUGGAGCCAACCGAGUCGUGUCCGGCGAGGCCGUCUUCUCCACUGGUAUGGUCGGCUACCCCGAGUCCAUGACCGACCCCUCGUACAGAGGUCAGAUUCUGGUCUUCACCCAGCCUCUGAUCGGUAAUUACGGAGUACCCUCCGGCAAGGAGACCGACCCCUUUGGUCUCAUCAAGUACUUUGAGUCCCCCCACAUCCAGUGCAUUGGCAUCGUCGUCGCUGACGCCGCCCUCAAGUACUCGCACUGGACCGCCGUCGAGUCCCUUGGCGAGUGGUGCAAGCGAGAGGGAGUCGCUGCCAUCUCUGGCGUCGACACCCGAGCCAUCGUCACCUACCUUCGAGAGCAGGGCUCGUCCCUGGGCCGAAUCACCGUUGGCGAGGAGUACGACGCCGAGGAGGACGCCGCCUUCGUCGACCCCGGCGAGAUCAACCUCGUGCGACGAGUGUCCACCAAGCAGCCCUUCCACGUGUCUGCCGCUGCCGACGUUGAGAACCCCCUGCACAUUGCCGUCAUCGACUGUGGUGUCAAGGAGAACAUUCUGCGAUCUCUUGUCUCUCGAGGUGCCUCCAUCACCGUCUUCCCCUACGAAUACCCCAUCAACGACAUUGCCCACCACUUUGAUGGUAUCUUCAUCUCUAACGGCCCCGGUGACCCCACUCACUGCCAGCAGACCGUGCUCAACCUGCGAGACAUUAUGUACGAGAAGCCCGAGCUCUCCGAGCUGCCCAUCUUCGGUAUCUGUCUCGGCCACCAGCUGCUGGCUCUGGCUGCCGGCGCCAAGACCGUCAAGCUCAAGUACGGUAACCGAGCUCACAACAUCCCCGCUCUGGAUCUGACCACCGGCCAGUGCCACAUCACUUCCCAGAACCACGGAUACGCCGUUGACGUCAACACCCUGCCUGCCGAGUUCAAGCCCUACUUUAUCAACCUCAACGACCAGUCCAACGAGGGUAUGAUCCACACCGAGAAGCCCAUCUUCUCCACCCAGUUCCAUCCCGAGGCCAAGGGCGGUCCUCUCGAUACUUCCAUUCUGUUUGACAAGUACCUUGGCCAGGUGCACCAGUACCGAGCUGCCCGAAAGUCCGGUGUUGACACCCGGCCUAACAAGCUGCUGGUCGAUCUGCUUCCCAAGCAGCGAAUUGGCGUUGAGAUUGACGCCUGGGAUUACGUUCAGUAA